UUAGAAUACUAUUUGCCGAACGGAUAGGAACGUGCGCGCGUGUAGGUACGCAAGGUGUCCGCCAUAAAAGGCACCAACGUUUCGAAGAAAUUCAGUACCAAAUCCAGUGGUUCCGCGUUGAAUCGUCGAUUUUGAUCGGUAAAGUGUCUUGACCUUUGCGCAUCUUUGACGGAUAUGAAGGCCGUAGUCGCUGUAAUCCUGUUAUUGUCGGUGGUUGAAGGCAGUGUUUUCUGGAAAGACAUUUUAAGUGGACAAUGGAGAGGGCCUCAACAAUCGUGUCCCCCAGGACAAUCAUGUUCGCUACCAGGACAAUCGUUUCAACAGCCUAUGCAAACAUUCCAUCAGCAUAGAGAAUCUUUCCAACCACCUGGACCACUAUACCCAUAUCCUGGAUUUGUUACAGGAAGACACCACCUGCAACACUGGAAUCCCCAGCAGCAACAACCAAGCACUGCCAUAGACAUUACCAAUGCUGAAUGGGUUUGCCAUAACCCAAAAACCGGCAACAUGAUGAUUAUUGCUACCGUCGAUGGAACAGAGACAAUGACUAAUGGACCACCCCAAAAUGAACUUCCUAAUCACGAGGAAAAUCCGACCACUGGAAACUCUAACAUCGGAAAUCCCGGUUCGGGAGCUAACCCUACUACAGGAAAUGACGCAGACGAAUCUUCCAAACAACACGGUGGAGAAGGACUCAUCGACAUUAGAAUAGGAAGCAAUUAAAUAUGAAUAAGAUACGGCACUGCGGAAUAAUUGGCAAGGUUAGGUAAAAGAGUAUAAUAGUCAAUCUUAUAUUUGUAUUUCGUAUUUUAUCAUGUAUCAAACUAUGACACGAAUCAAGAAAAUAAAAUGCAAGAAUGUUACCCAUGGCACCAGAUGCGGAAUAAUUCACGAGCGGUAGACCCUUCAAAACCUAUUUGUUACGAUUAAAGUUAAUACUAAUACACUUACUGAAAAAAAAACCCACACACAACAGGAGUUUGUUUAAACUUUACUGUAUUGAAAACGUUAAACAAUGUUUAACUUUAAUGUACAACUUUAUGGUCAAAUUAAUAAGGCAACGCUAAUAAAAGAUAUAGAAGAAUAUCAGUCGGAAAGUGACAAUGUCUGGCGAGUCAAAAUCGCAUUACGAUGGCUCGUGUCGCUUGCCAGCGCCUGGGGUUGCCGUUUGUCGUAUACCGUCCUAAGCCUGCAACAAUGAAAAGUCCGUGAUAGGUGCAGCAUGAGUAAGUGAGACGAAAGAUCCCCGAACGGUGACCUUGCCGGCGCCGGCGAAUGGAAUCUCAACGUUUCAAGAGCGAGAGAGAAAGACUCAUAUUCACCGUCCCUCUCAACUCUCGAAAUUGUCCGAAGUCAUCCGAAGCGCUGGGCUCACGUACGCGCGGAUCGUGGAGUUGUGUGCAUGGUGGGGGAAAUUCUCGAUACUCCGGCCAUUAUCUUUAGCAUCACUGAAUACAGUACGGACCGAAUGAAAACUAUCAAAACUUCCUCACUGUACCGCAGACGGCGCUGCAGUCGGAAAUCUUCGUAUCUUACAACACUGUCUAGGCAUGCUCAAUGUCAAGAAUACCAACUAUUUCGCUACAAACCCAUUGCAAAACACUUGGGCGUUUUGCUGUUGAGAACACUGAACAUAGGUUUAAAAUUAAUUUAGUCUGUCUACCGCUAGAUGGAUUUUCGUUGAAAAAAAAUCUUUGUACGAUAAGCAAACCUAAAAUCUGUUUUUCACUAAAUUCAACAAUUCUUGUAAAUAGAUUAUCAAUUGAAACGUUAAAAGAAUAUCACAAAUAAGAAAUGGAAUAAACUGUUUUAUAUAGUCUAUGUAAAAAUAAAAAAAGAGUAAUUUUCUAAUGGUAUCAAGAAAAAGAUAUGACGUUAUAAACGAAACACCUGAAUCUAUUAUCUGUACUUUAAAUACAUGUUUUCUUUAAACCCUCCUUAGAAUUAAACCGUUAUAAUUAAUACUUUUAAAUACUGUUCGCCACUUUUUAAAGAAAGUUGGCACUGAGAUAUAAUAGAGGACGCUGCGACAAAAAGUGGCAAGCAUUUUGGAAUAUAUUACUAUCUCGAACAACAUAACCUUAAAGGGUGCCUUGAUAACCCGCUGUCGGCGGAUGAACUGUCAAUUCCGGUGUAUUUAGGGAGAGUGUUGCGUGCCGUAUCGUUUGCCAGAAAUUUGGGAAAUUCGUGUCGACUGACCAGAGUCCACGAAUUUCCGAAGAUCUUCCUACAAAUCAGUAUUCACAGCAUUUGAAAUAAAUAAAUUACUUUUAAUACGCGACCGCACCCGUCUUUUGCCUAGUUAGGUGCGGUGAUUCAUAGAGAUAAUUUUCAUUAUCGCCCGUUUACUCGGAUAAUAUCGUAUGUAAAUUCAUCGAAUUCUCUGUAAAAAUCAGUGGCAAAAUGACAGAUGUUCUUAGCUUAGGUGUCGAUGCUAUCAGCUGUCAUGCUUGGAAUAAAGACAAAAAAGAAGUGGCUGUCUGUCCAAAUAAUAACGAGAUUCAAGUUCACAAACGUACAUCGAAUGGUUGGAAAUUACUGCAGAAUCUACAAGAACACGAUAUGCAUGUCAUGGGACUCGAUUGGGCACCGAAUACUAACCGUAUAGUAACCUGUUCCGCGGAUAAGAAUGCAUACGUUUGGACGCAAGAAGGAGAUGGAAAGUGGAAUCCAGCUUGGGUGCUCUUAAGAAUAAAUCGAGCUGCAACUUGUGUAAAAUGGUCUCCUUUAGAAAAUAAAUUUGCCGUCGGAUCUGGAGGUAGAGUAAUAGCUGUAUGUUACUUUGUCUCUGAGAAUAAUUGGUGGCAAUGUAAGCAUAUAAAGCGUCCGUUAAGGUCCACUGUAACCACAGUCGAUUGGCAUCCAGACAACAAAGUUUUGGUUGCCGGAUCCACUGACUACAAAGUUCGUGUCUUUAGCGCUUUUAUCAGCGACAUGGAGGAUGCGCCAGGGACAAGUCCUUGGGGUCAAAGUAAUACUUUAGGAACGUUACUCGCCGAAUUCCAAAACAGUCCCAAUGGAGGGGGUUGGAUACAUUCUGUUGCAUUUAGUCCUUGCGGUAAUAAAAUUUGUUGGGUGGCGCACAAUUCAUCUAUAUGCAUCGCGGAUGCUACCAAAGGAAAUGCAAUUGUACGAUUGUACACAAAGCAUUUGCCAUUUUUAAGUUGCGUUUGGAUGGGAUCCAAUUCCAUUGUUGCCGCGGGUCAUAGUUGUAUGCCCAUGCUAUAUUCCAUAGACAACAAUGGUCAACUGUGUUUUGUAUCGAAGUUAGACAACACACAAAAAAAAGAAGCUGCCGGAUUAUCGGCGAUGCGUAAAUUCCAAUCGUUGGAUCGGCAAGCGAGAACCGAUACGAACGACAACGCCUUGGACAGUAUACACCAAAAUACAAUUAACUGCGUACGCAGAGUAUCCGAUAACGAAUUUAGUACGAGCAGUUUAGACGGUCAACUCGUAGUAUGGGAUCUCAAGCUUUUAGAGAAUUCCAUCGCCGGUCUCAAGAUAGCAUAAGUAAAAUUUUUUUUAUAUCAUAAAGAUGGAUGAAGAUAUUACAUCAAACUCAAAGAUGUAUAAAUGUUAAAACUGAAAAAAAUAUACAAUUUCUCAUUACUUUC
Molecule: messenger RNA, 3614 nt
Organism: Hylaeus volcanicus
Lineage: Eukaryota; Metazoa; Arthropoda; Insecta; Hymenoptera; Colletidae
Gene: Arpc1
Product: actin-related protein 2/3 complex subunit 1A-A
Exons: 8
Coding region: 2404-3510 (368 amino acids)
Biological process (GO): Arp2/3 complex-mediated actin nucleation
Cellular component (GO): Arp2/3 protein complex; actin cytoskeleton
Molecular function (GO): actin filament binding
Source: RefSeq, a predicted model, not a curated record